Messenger RNA from Cucurbita maxima (winter squash), 1802 nucleotides. RefSeq names its product probable xyloglucan galactosyltransferase GT14. The transcript has a single exon. Bases 1 to 1632 code for a protein of 543 amino acids. Gene Ontology annotation, molecular function: glycosyltransferase activity. NCBI's taxonomy places the organism in Eukaryota, Viridiplantae, Streptophyta, Magnoliopsida, Cucurbitales, Cucurbitaceae. The record is from RefSeq and is a predicted model, not a curated record.
AUGAAGAUCAUAGUUCCAAAAUGCACUAAUCCAAUCUCUUCUGUUGCACUAAUCUCCUUCAUUUUAUGCUCUUUAUUUGUCUUCUUUGAUUACUCUGCCUUGUACGAAUCAAGAACAAAGGAAGCCACCUUCUUAAACAAUGACUUCCCCAAUUCCUCGUCCAUUUCUUCAUCACCCAACCCCUGCAUUGAUCAAAAACCAACAGAAGAAGCCAUUAAAGCUCUGAUUCCUAGCUCCUCCAUUGACCAAAAACCAAUAGAAACUCAUAACAGCUCCUCUUCCAUUUCUCAUCCAGCCAAAAGAUCAAGAAAAAGAGCUGUUCAUCGCAGAGGAAGAACCAGAAAAGCCAAAGCAGAGGACUCAUCAUGCCAAGGGAAAUUCAUUUACAUUCAUAAUCUUCCCAAGAAAUUCAAUGAAGAUUUGGUACAGAACUGCAAAUUACCUCAUAUGAAAUGGUCUGAAGUUUGCAGAUUUGUGUGGCAUAACGUGGGAUUAGGCCCAGAAGUUCAGAACAAUUCCCUGCAAGAUUUGACUAACAGAGGCUGGUUUUACACCAGCCAAUUCUCCUUGGAAGUCAUUUUUCAUCACAGAAUGAAGCAAUAUAAGUGCUUAACAAAGGAUUCCUCUAAAGCAGCAGCAAUUUUUGUGCCAUUCUAUGCAGGCCUUGAUGUUGGACCUUAUCUAUGGGGAUUCAAUAUCUCUGUAAGGGACAAAGGGCCAAUUGAAUUGGCUAAGUGGCUAUCACAAAGACCAGAGUGGAAAGCCAUGUGGGGCAGAGACCAUUUCUUGAUUGGAGGAAGAAUCGCUUGGGAUUAUAGAAGACAUGACGAAAAUGACUCGGAUUGGGGCUCAAAACUCAUGUUUUUACCAGAACUCAACAACACAACAAUGCUGACAAUAGAAACGGCGUAUUGGAACAAUGAUAUAGCAAUCCCAUAUCCCACUGAUUUCCACCCUUCAAGGGACUCCCAAAUCAUAGACUGGCAGAGGAAGGUUACAACACAGAAAAGGCCAUUCCUUUUCUCCUUUGUCGGAGGAACAAGGCCAAAACAAGAAACCUCCAUUAGAGGGGAGCUCAUAAACCAGUGCAAAGCUUCAAAGAACUGCUUCUUUUUAGCCUGCAUCUCUGGAGAGAAUAAAUGUAGUGACCCUGCUACAGUAAUGAACACGUUUAUGAGCUCUGUUUUCUGCUUGCAGCCACCAGGGGAUUCCUUUACAAGAAGAUCAAUGUUUGAUGCCAUUUUAGCAGGGUGUAUACCUGUUUUAUUUCACCCAGGGACUGCUUAUGGACAGUACAAUUGGUACUUUCCAAAGGAUCACCAGAGAUACUCUGUUUUCAUUCCUUCAAACAAGAUCAAAGCAAAAGAGGUGAAUGUUAGUGAGGUUUUGGAGAGAAUUUCAAGCAAGAAAAUCUUGGAGAUGAGAGAAGAGGUGGUUAACAUGAUUCCUAGGGUGAUUUAUGCAGACCCCAGAUCAAGAUUAGAGAGUUUUGAGGAUGGUUUUGAUAUUGCAGUUAAAGGGAUUCUUGAGAGAGUGAAGAGGGUAAGGAAGGUGAUUGAGGAGGGUAAAGAUCCUAGCGUUGGUUUUUCUGAUAUCAACUUGAAAAGGUUUGAAAUGGUUGGGUUUACAUGAAACAGACAUGGAAAUUAUGAUAUCAGUUCCUGAUGUUUUGAUGUUAUGAUGCCUUUGGUUCAACUUUUCUGGUGUUCUAUUGCUUGUUUGUGAGAGAUUCUUGGUGGUAUCUUUCUCAAUUUGUCUUUGAUUCUUGUAUGAACUUAAUCUAAAAGUAUUUAACCGUUCUU